Molecule: messenger RNA, 4080 nt
Organism: Plectropomus leopardus (leopard coralgrouper)
Lineage: Eukaryota; Metazoa; Chordata; Actinopteri; Perciformes; Serranidae
Gene: slc26a1
Product: solute carrier family 26 member 1
Biological process (GO): sulfate transmembrane transport
Cellular component (GO): membrane
Molecular function (GO): secondary active sulfate transmembrane transporter activity
Source: RefSeq, a predicted model, not a curated record
GAGAGAGGAAGAGAGAGGAAGAGAAUGAGACAAAGUUAAGGGAGACAAGACAGAGCUGAUUUAAAUAUAACCCAUCAAAGACUUGUGGUCCUGUUUGUCCCUGUUGCAGUGACUCUGCAGGAGCACAGUUGACCACAUUAUCCACCUCCUCUGCCUCUUCUCCCCGCCUUGUUGCCACCUCUUCCUGCCUACGACCAUGGAGGAGGUCACCAAGGUCUCACCACCUCUCCUGGAACGUCGGGCUCGACAGCGUCAGCCGACAGUUUCAGUCCUCAAAUCCAAGCUGAAGCAGAAUGUGACCUGCUCUGUGCCCAGAGUCCGAUCCACCCUGACCGGGUUCUUCCCUGUUGUGCGCUGGCUGCCCAAAUACAAGCUCAGAGAGUAUGUAUGGGGCGACGUGAUGUCUGGGUUGAUCGUUGGUAUCAUCUUAGUACCACAGGCAAUUGCGUACUGUCUGCUAGCAGGAGUGGAGCCCAUCUAUGGUUUAUACACUUCAUUUUACGCCAACAUCAUCUACUUCCUCAUGGGGACGUCCAGACAUGUCUCUGUUGGGAUCUUCAGCCUCAUGAGCCUCAUGGUCGGACAGGUGGUGGAUAAGGAGAUGUUCCUGGCAGGUUUUGACCUCAAUGAGGACUCCACAACAUCUGGCCCUGAUGUAUUUAAUGCCACACUGGGUACUAAUGUCACAGCUGGUGGACUUCACAGUGUGGAGCUCAUGGGUAUGCAGUGCGGAAAGGAGUGUUACUCCAUCAGCAUUGCUGCUGCCCUCACAUUCCUGGCUGGCAUCUAUCAGGUCUUGAUGGCCGUGUUCCGGUUAGGAUUCGUCUCGGUCUAUCUUUCAGCUCCAAUGCUCGAUGGUUUUGCCACAGGAGCCUCUUUUACCAUCCUCACUGUGCAAGCGAAAUACCUCUUGGGUCUAAAGAUUCCCCGUCACCAGGGCUAUGGCACAGUUGUCGUCACCUGGAUCAACAUCUUCGCCAACAUUCAUAAGACCAACCUGUGUGACCUCAUCACAAGCGCCAUCUGUAUCUCUGUAUUAGUGGCAGGGAAAGAGAUCCAGGAGCGCUACAAGGAUCGUCUAAAGAUCCCUUUGCCAACUGAGCUGGUAGUUGUGGCUGGAGCCACACUGGCCAGCCAUUUUGGGGAGCUGAACAGCAAUUACAGCUCCAGUGUUUCCGGUCACAUACCCACAGGAUUCAUUCCUCCCCAGAUGCCCAGUUUUAGUCUGAUGCCACAGUUGGCACUGGAUGCCAUUCCUCUGGCUGUCAUUAGUUUUGCCUUCACGGUGUCACUGUCUGAGAUGUUUGCCAAGAAAAAUGGAUACACAGUUCGCCCCAACCAGGAGAUGCUGGCCAUUGGUUUUUGUAACAUCAUCCCCUCCUUUUUCCACUGUUUCACCACCAGUGCCGCACUGGCAAAAACCAUGGUGAAGGACUCAACAGGCUGCCAGACACAGGUAUCGAGUCUGAUCAGUGCCCUAGUCGUACUUCUCGUCCUCCUCUUCUUCGCACCUUACUUCUAUGCUCUCCAGAAGUGUGUUCUUGCAUGUAUCAUAAUUGUAAGUCUUCGGGGGGCACUGAGGAAGUUCAAGGAUGUCCCUGCUAAAUGGCGUGCCAGCCGAAAUGAUGCCAUCGUUUGGCUGGUCACAAUGUCAGCCACAGCUCUGAUCAGUGUGGAAAUGGGCCUCCUUGUGGGAGUAGUGUUUUCCAUGAUCUGCAUCAUCUUUAAGACCCAGAACCCUAAGGUCUCUCUCCUGGGCCGGGCCAAUGACAGCAAUCUUUAUGAGGAUGUGGAAGAGUACAAGAACCUCAUGUUGCCACCUCGGGUUCACAUUUUCCGCUUCCAGGCUCCUCUUUACUAUGCCAACAAAGACUCAUUCCUCAGAUCACUUUACAAAGCUGUCGGAGUUGAACCUUUCUUGGAACUGACUAAGAGGAGAAAGGCAGAGAAGAAGGCCAAAGAGAUGUCCUUGAAGCAGGCCAAGGCAAAUGGGGAUAAAAACAAUGGAGAGGUUGUUGUUGGACUCAUCCAAAGAGAACUGGAUUUCCACACAAUAGUUUUAGACUGCUCUGCCAUGCCAUUCAUAGACUCGACCGGCAUGGCCACAUUCAAAGGCCUGGUCAAGGAAUAUAAAGAGAUUGGGGUGAACGUGCUCCUUGCAAACUGUAAUACCUCAGUCAUUGAUACCCUGCAGAAGGGACAAUGCUUUGGGAAGAAUGAUGAAGACAUGAGCAGCCUACUGUUUCAUACAGUUCAUGCUGCGGUUCUUCAUGCAAACAGUACAUCUGCAGCAGCAGAGAGCAGGUCAGAAGACUCUGUAGUGUAGAGCAGCUGAAAGGAGAGGGACUUUUGAUACACUAUCAUGCCACCUAUAACAAUACCACAUUAGGGUAGCUUUUAAGUUGCCCUUUAAGAAGCUUAGUUCAAGAAAGUACAUUUUUGAUGCUUUGGGCCCUUAAAUAACCAGACCACAUAAAAGUUGAUCUGCCAAAUGAGCAUUUUUUUCAAUGUAUUUAUAGAAACAGGACCAUUUCAUAAAACUAGUAGUAGUAGAAAGGUGCAAUUUGUUUUUAAAUGGUGUCCCAUGACUGAAGAACACUGAUAAAAAAAGGCUGCCAAAUUCUUUGCUCUAUAUUGAACAAUCCUACAACAACCAGGAUCCACUGCACACAGUGCCUUCCAAAGCCCUUCUCAGACCACUCCUUUAUGGAAACAAAAGCCCCUUCCUCUUCUUAUUUAACUUCAAGAAGUCUGUGUUGCAUAAGUUGCCCAGAAUAUGUGGUUCCAACAAUAUAUCAUAAAGUUACUUUUCUACAAAAACACUGGUAUUUUAAAAUCAAUUUUUAAAUCAAGAAAACAAUGUGGCUGAUAGAUGGUUUUACUAGCUUACUUUAGAAAAGCUCCCUUGUAACCUUGCUCAUCAGCUGCCUUACAGAGAACACCAGUACAGCAUGUGAUUCAAGCCAGAACUCUGCAAUCCACAUUUUGUAUUAUCCAGCUGGGUUUUUUGUUUUAUUUUUCUCAGCACAGGGUACACAGACAAAAAGUUAACGUCAAUAAUUGUCUCGUUUUUUUGUACUUGUAGGUUUCUGUUUGUGUGUCAUCAUGGCAAAAUGUAGUCCUGGUGACCUAUUGUAGCCAGAACUACUACACAAGUGGUUUUGAGUACUUUGCCAGGUGCUUUUAUAUUUCUGUCUGUGGACAGAUUUUGUGAUCCCGAUAACAUAAGAACUAUACAAGAUGCAAUCACAAAACUUUACAGGUGUAGUUGAGAUCACAAUGAAGGCCAAGUUCAAAGAUAGGAGUGGUCAACGGCACUAGAAUACAGGGGUAGGAAGUAGGAAAAGUAGGAAAGUAGGCAGUAUAGAAAGUGUCUGUGGACCCCAUACCCUACACCCUCAGCCCAAACUCAUUUUAAGUUUUUGCUAGAGUGAUCUCAUUAAGGUAGUUUCUAGUCAAUAUCUGGGUUAUAUUGCGAAUAAUGUGUCAUUCUAUUGUACACAAUGUUCAAUGAAAGCAGUUUAACUUUUCUAUAUCACUUCAACCCUUUGGCCAAAGUCCAUAAUGGCUCUAAUCCAGGAGUCCAGAGUUCAGACAUGGGGAUUCAUCCACUAUGAGCAGUAUUUCCUGAGGUGCAAACUAUUAACCUGGACCACACAAUCAUUUCUAAAAGGUCAGUUAAACUCUUCAUGAGUUAAAGAAGUACUAUAUGUUGCUGGGACAGACACUUAACAUAGAUCACAAUGACUGUUUUCAGUCUUGCACAGAGCCUUGCCUUCUGACCAGGGCUCUUCAGAACACACUGCUCUUAUACUCUUGCCCUGUUCCCUAGUCACACAGCAACGACAGCUAUAUCCGUAAUCAUCUGCAAUUUCUUCUCAGGUGCUGGAUGAAAACAAGUGAUCAUAUGAUGCUUUUGAAAUUUAUAUUUAAACUGAUGGCAGCAGGUGAUGCCAUAUAUUUUAUGGAACCGAUUCACUGCCACUUAUUUGUUUAAUCAAAUAUUUUGUAUCUUUCAAAAUACGAGCAGAUUUUGUCUCUUUGUUGUAAUCACUGUCUUCUUGUGUCUUUUAUCUUGUU